Chelonia mydas (Green sea turtle) is the source of this 7790-nucleotide messenger RNA. RefSeq names its product selenoprotein I (gene SELENOI). Gene Ontology annotation, cellular component: Golgi apparatus; endoplasmic reticulum membrane. Gene Ontology annotation, molecular function: ethanolaminephosphotransferase activity. The record is from RefSeq and is a predicted model, not a curated record. The transcript has 10 exons. Gene Ontology annotation, biological process: phosphatidylethanolamine biosynthetic process. NCBI's taxonomy places the organism in Eukaryota, Metazoa, Chordata, Testudines, Cheloniidae.
AGGGCCACCUGCUGCAUGGCUGGGAGGUGCCACGUGAUCACAGGCAGGGCCUGCCCCUGCCUGUCCCAAGAUGGCGGCAGCGGGAGGGCCGACGCGGUGACGUCAGCAGGCACGCCAGGUGGGCUGAUGCCGAGCCCGGGGAGGGCCUGAGCGUGAUUCGGGAGGCGGCUACGGCAGCCGACGGGGGACAAGUCAGGUCCGCUCCGCGCCGCUAGUCCCCUCGCGGCUGCUGCUGUCAGACCGGCCGCUUCCUCGCUCGCCCCGCCGCCGCCAUGGCCGGCUACGAGUACGUGACCCCCGAGCAGCUGGCCGGCUUCGACAAGUACAAGUACAGUGCGGUGGACAGCAAUCCUCUCUCUCUCUAUGUUAUGCACCCGUUCUGGAAUACUGUCGUGAAGAUUUUCCCUACAUGGUUGGCUCCAAAUCUGAUAACAUUUUCUGGCUUCCUGUUGCUUGUCUUCAACUUCUUCCUCAUGGCAUACUUUGACCCUGAUUUUUAUGCUUCCGCACCUGAUCGUGAGCAUGUUCCGAAUCGAGUGUGGGUCAUGGUGGGUCUCCUCAACUUCGUGGCGUAUACACUUGAUGGUGUUGAUGGGAAGCAAGCGCGCCGAACGAACUCCAGCACUCCCUUGGGGGAGCUCUUUGACCAUGGCCUGGACAGCUGGGCCUGCAUGUUCUUCGUAGUGACCGUUUACUCCACCUUUGGGCGGGGAUCCAAUGGUGUCAGCGUCUUCGUUCUCUAUCUGCUCUUAUGGGUGGUUUUGUUUUCCUUCAUCCUCUCCCAUUGGGAGAAAUAUAACACAGGGAUUCUCUUCCUGCCCUGGGGAUAUGACAUCAGCCAGGUGACCAUUUCAGUUGUCUACAUAGUGACAGCGAUUGUGGGAGUUGAGGCCUGGUAUGCACCUUUCCUGUUUAAUUUCUUAUAUAGAGACCUAUUCACUGCAAUGAUUAUUGGGUGUGCGCUCACAGUGACUGUGCCCAUGAGUUUGAUUAACUUUUACAAGGCCUAUAAAAGUAACACUCUGAAGCACAGGUCAGUGUAUGAAAUCAUGCUGCCGUUCUUCUCGCCAGCGUUGCUGUUCAUUCUGUGCAUGAUCUGGAUCUUCAUGUCACCAUCAGACAUCCUGGAGGUCCAUCCCAGGCUCUUCUACUUCAUGGUUGGAACAGCCUUCGCCAACAUUUCAUGCCAGCUGAUCGUGUGUCAGAUGAGUAGUACCCGGUGCCAGCCUCUCAACUGGAUGCUGCUGCCAUUAGCCCUGGUCAUCUUUGUGGUGGUCUCUGGAGUUGCACCCCACUGGGAAAAUCUUCUUCUAUACCUACUGACUGCUCUCAUUACCCUGGCACACAUCCACUAUGGAGUAGGAGUGGUAAGCCAGCUGAGCAAACAUUUCAACAUCCGGCCUUUCUCGCUAAAGAAGCACAGUACGGAUUGACUGGAAGUAGAAGAAGAAAAAAGCAGCCUGCAGUCUGCACAAGUACUGUAAAUACCUGCUGGAAAUAGCCUGAACUUCAACCAUCACCACAGACCUACAUCGAUCUUCUGGACAGACGCUGGGGCAGCGGGGGCUGGCACUGGGGCUAGAUCCCCAACUGCCAUUGAGAAAACACGUACCGCCCUAUGGUGAAACCAGAUGAGGGGAGUAGCCUUUCCAAUUAUUCCUGUAUAUUAGACUAGCUGAACACCCUCAAGCCCCAACUCUGCACCAGUAGAGCUGGCUUGGGAACAUGGAUGGCAUCGCUCAGAACGCAGAGUGCCUAAACCUGUCAUGGUCACCAAAAAUAGUCUGGCAGCCGAGUUAGUAGCAGUGGCCUCAACACAUCUGUAACGGAGACGUUUGAGCUGCAGGGUCAGUGAGGAACGUCUUCGUCACACACGCGGCUGUCUAGUGUUAGACCCUGUCAGAUGACCUUUCUCCCUUGAUGUUCCCCGGCGUGCACGCACACGUCCAUUCAUGCAAAAUGUUUGUUUAGAAGCUUCAAAUGAUAUUCCAUUAGGAUGAUUUGGAAAUUGAGGGGUUUGACUAAGUGGUUAAGGCAGCUUCCCCCCCCCCAUCCCCCAUUUUUCCAGCUGUGGGUAACUGGGACCAUAUCCUGACAGUAUCCUUCUUGUUAACCAUACAUUGGCCACAUGCAUUCUUUAAUCACAAGUCCAUGAAGGGAACUUGAGCUCUUAGGAGCAAUGGUUAUUUUGGGGUGGAGGGUGGCUUAUAAUCACCUGCAAGAGCUAAAAUAGCAGAUGGCCAAAUUCUCCCUUCUGAUAAAUCAGUGCAACCUCAUUUAAUGCAAGAGGGUUGGCUUGCAGGGGGAAGGAGGGUCAUUACAUGCUACAUGGAGCUUGUCUCAUUUCAGACUUGCGGUAUGAACUACAAGUUGUGUGCACGUCCCUGUGAAGGGUGGGACGAUCUCUAUAUAUGCAGUCUCUCCGCUCCAGAUAACUGCAUUGUGGCAAAUCCCACAGCUUGGAAAAGCACCUGAAUAGUUCUUACAACAGCUGACAUGCAUAUACACUUGUGGAUAUUUUAUUUGGGGAAAAGUAGAGGUGAUUUUUUUUAAUAUAUUCUCAUUUAAUGUAGGUCACACCUGUCCCCAUGACUAGGCCACACAUCUCAUCCCGUGAGAUCUUUCUGUUUGCCAUCUGUUAAGCCGUUUGUGUUCAGUGGUUUUAUUUUUUUAAUUCAUUUAAUUGCGUGGUGGUGAAGACUGAGUGCUGAUUUUUCUUUUCUGUUCCUUGUAUUUAAUGAAGAUUUGUGCUUGAAUGAAGAGUGCAACCUAAACCCAGGCUCUGGACAGGCUGCACUCGGAAGCGAGCAAGCACAACGAAUGUUCAUAUAUAAUGUAUUGUGGGAACAAAUUCAUUCAUACCUGGGGAGUAAUAUCUUGGUCAUGGUGUAUUCCUUCUGUGGGUGAAAAGUCUCCUGCACUAGGAAAACGUAACUGUAAUUACUAUUUAACACUUUUCUUUUGUAAAUUUAAAUCAUUGUCAUGCAAGUUGUACGAAACAAAACAUCCAGAAGUCAGUUCACAGCAUUUCUUGUAAAUAGGUUGGUUUUAAUUUGAACUCGAAUUCUCACUGUAGUGUCCUGUACAAGAUCAUAAGUGACGGGUAGAGGUACACCCUGCAAGACACAUGGGGGAGAAUUUAAUUUCAAGUGGGAAAAUAUCAUCACUGCUUCCAUCUCCAGGUGUUCCCAUCAUGUGUUUUGGCUGUGGGGGCGAUUGGACUAAACACGUUUUAGUUGUUUUGUUAGUGUGUCAUGACUGUACGUCAGGAACUGGAGGAAGGUGUUCAUCUGGGAGAGGAAAAAACCUUUUAUUCCCCCCUCGGAGUUUAUUAAAUAAGUAGCUUACUCUCUCAUAUAUAUAUUACUGACAUUGUACAGAAAAAGCUUAAGUGUACAGAGGAAUUGGGUUGUGCUUGAAGUUUUGAUACUCGUAACUGUUGAAUUCAAUAUAUAAUUAUGGGCAAAUUAACUUAAUGUUUCUUGUGAACUACAAGUUAAGAAUUUGAAACCAGCUGUUGAAAAUGGGGCACACAGUUUAACUAUCUGUGCAACAUUUUCCUACUGCAAAAUCCACCUUUGCAGCAGCGAUGUUGCUGAGCUUGGGUUUUUCCGUUUGCAUGCUGAUGGAUCAUGGAAUACUUGGGCCAGUUCCCCAUGACUAGUCACGUGAAGACAUUUCAGGGUCCCAAGCAUGAAGCCGAAUGUUAUGCAUUUCCUUUUAUCGCAGGUCCCAUUUCCUCUCCCCAUCCCCACUCCCCUGGCAGCACGGCUGUGUUCGGACUUGGGUGGCAUGAACAUUGCGAGUGUUCAGACUGCAGUGGCUGCUCGGUUCCCUAAUGCUCUGUUCCUCUGGCUGCAGAGUAGUACGUUGAACUGUUCCUUUGGGCAGCGCAUGGAAACAAACCCUGCAAAAAACACCCUGUCCGUUGUGUGGAGGCUGGCAGCUAGAGCAGGACUUGCAAUCUAAACGCCUUCAUGCAUUUUAUUGACACUUUCUUAGGCAGGAUGUCUCAAAACCUGGAGCUGCCUUUUACGUGUACAGGCUUAUCUUUGGGGAGUCAUGGAAUUUGGUGCCUUAACUUAUUGCAUGUUGGGGCUAGCAAAACAUCUACUAUCAAGGUAUGCUAGAAACAAGUUUUAAUGCUGCUCGAGUUCAGGCAGAUGAGGCCAGGAUGAACUCUAACCUGUCCGAUUCUGCUCUCUGGGCACGUUCUGCCCCCCAACACAAUAAACGGUUUUCAUUUGCGCAGUUUUUAUCUGAAUGUAGUGACUGAUACGCUUGAUGUCAUGGAUUCUGGGGCAUUAAAUGUUCGAUCAGAAACAGACAAAAUCACAGUCACCCCACCAAAAGUGUGUGUGUGUGAGGGAGCAAAUCUUUUGGGUUGGUUUAUUUUUAAAGAAAACUGUUGUUUUCUCCUAAUUCGGUCAUUAAAGAUAAACUCGUUCUCUAGUGAAGGGCUGGAUUUGGUCAUCCUUGUUCCCAUCUCUGAAAUACUCAGUGAGGUAAAUUGUACCUUAGCCUGGAAUAUUGGCAGGAAGAGCUGAGCCUUGGGGAAUAACACCUCUAGGCUGUCCAUGUGCCCGAGUCAGGUAGUGUACAUAAGUGGCUUCAAAAUGGACUGUUCCAUGUCUUAACUCGGUUUGUCGUUAAAUCUCCACAAGCCGGUUGCCAUAACGUCCUGCUCCUGUUCCUGUGCUAGAGACUAGCCGGAGCACUGUGAAAAUAGACCAGUGGCUUGCUGAAGACACUUGGACCCAUCGCGUUCCUGCAAUUAGGGAUCUUUGGUUGAAGUGAGUGUUGGAAGCCUUGGGAGCGGACACAGAUGCCAUCACGUGGCUUCUUCCACUCAGAAAAACGGUUCGUUACACACGCAGCUUCAUUUCCAUGCUGUCGUCUUGAGCGUGUGGAAUGCAGGCUUGCAGUUUGCCCCAAGCCUGCAGUCCCGUCCCGCCCAAAUCCCAUGCAAAGUCUUCUGCCAACCCCCAGAGUUCACCCUCAUGACUGUAAAAUCUGGCUCAUGGGACAUGCAUUUAGCUGGGGUGCGUAUGUGCAGGUUUAACAGCUCUCUGAAGUCACUGGUAUGUUAAUGAAAGUAGCUGCUGUGGUCCAAGUUAGCGUCCCUCACAAGCAUUUCUGUUGUAGUUGGUCCAUCGGGUGCAAACAAUAGGGAAGGCAGGAACUAUAGUGUUGAGAUUGUACCUGGCCUUCCCAUGCCUGCUGUGCCCUGUACGGUGGCUGAUCUGUGAAUUUAUCGUGCUCGCUGCCUGAUCUAGGGUACCGAUGGGGAAUCAGUCAACACAGAAUCUCAUGGCUUUUUUUUUUUUUAAAUGAAUGACUCAUGUUCAUGCAGUUUGGGGGGGUUUGGUCACUAUGGCAAAAAUAUUCAAUCUUGGGUUUCCAGAGUUAGGCUCCUGCAGUCCAUACUGAAGUUCCUAAAUAGAACUGGCCUUUAAAAAUCCAGUGUCUUCUGUCUGGGCUCCUAAACCUUAGCCCCCAGGUGAGAAUGUUUUGGCCUGUUGUGACUUUCCAAAGUGACCCAUCAGAUUUGUUGUAUUUUUAUAAAUGUUGCAUUUUUGGAAGCUGUGGCCCAGCGGAAUUUUCCUACACGCUGAGGACUGGUCUACGCUACUGCUUAAGUUGAUGUAACUUACAUCGCUCAGGGGUGUGAAAAAGACACCCCGCCCCACCCCCGCGAGCAACACCAGUGACAUCGACUUAAGCGCUGACCACGCUGGCGCUGUCGGUAGGAGACGCUCUCCCGUCGUCGGCACAGUGGGUCUUCCCCAGACACGCUACAGCAGCUCGGCUGCAUCGGUGUAGCCUCGUAACGUAGACUUGCCCUUCAAAGAUACACUCAGCACUGCCACUUCCUAGGCACGUAACUUGAACAGCUGUGAAGCUCUUGUGGUGAACAGUGGCAUAAAAAAGCAACUUGGAUUUAGGUGACUUGGUUUGUUUGUAAAGGAGACCUGCUCCUCUUUCCUUGUGGUGCAGCACUGGGAUGAUGGUAAACCAUCUGCCUGCUGAAAGCCACCGGAGAACCUUUCUCUGCCGUGGGUGGUGUUCGUUUUACGUGGUGUGCCCGCUCGCUGGGGGCCUCUUGGGCUGGUGGGCUGAGAUCAGCUGGGCUGUCUUAGAGCUUGUUUGUGCUUUGCUGAAAUGCAGCUGGACAGCAAACCGGGCAAGGGCUGUAGUAGCCAAAGGAAGCCUUUGCUAGUACCCGGCUUGCCUCCUGUACCCAUCUACCUCACAGCAUUGUAUCGGCGGUGGCGCCACGCCAGGGCUGCGGCGGCCGUGGUUUGUGGGUGACUUGGAGCGUGGUUGCCACAGAAGUUUGUUUAACCUCUUUGCUGCUGACCAAGGUCUUGAUUAAAUCAGAAAAACCCACCAGUGCAGCGGGACUUGUCAGUGCCGCCUGUUUCCUGUCUUAGGGCAGCAGCGAAAAAACGUAACAGAACAGGGAGGUAUCACUUCGCAUCACGUUCUUAGCAGACCUGCGUCCCAGAGGAAAGCUGUUUGCUACCUGUACCUCAGCCAGCCACCAUCCUGGCGUCUUACGGAACAUGCUCCAGGAAUAAAGAUCUAUUAAUAGGUAGUGCUAGUCGUUACUCACCCGUUAAUUGUUCGGGUGCAUUUGGUUUGGAGUGAUGGUCUCGUUUCCAGAUAUAAAUCUGCCUCAUUCGCUCCAUUCUGCCAGGACCUAUUUGUUAUUACUUGACAGCUGGUCAGACUGGUCCAGUGUGACAUGCUUUUUGGGCAGCAAGAAGUUCUUUCUGACACCGCAUCCCCUGCCAGGGCAGCCUUUAACUGAGUGCAGAGUCAACUAAACCAAAUGGUGUGCUUUGGGGGCAGGCGGGCGGGAGACCCGAGCUGAAAGUGCUCGGGAAGGUGACUCUGUAACAAUGACGUUGUGGGCUCCGUGUUUGUAUCUCCCAGGCUUCCAGAUCAAAUGGAUCUUCUACCUGCCAGCCCUGCUCAUUCAAUCUGAGAGUCGAGCUGGGCUCUUCCCGGCUAUGUAUCAUCCCCAGCAAUGGAGACAGUGCAGGCCACACCCUAUCCUCAGUUACGCCCAUACAACGGAAGGCAAAGCAGAGCAGAAUCCUCCUCGUUCGGGCUCUGCAGGGCUAAUGGCGUUGGAAUGGAAAAGGCUAGUAGCUGUGGGUGGGAUUUUCCGAAGUAUCUGACUUUCACUGGGACUUGUCACUUAGGUGCAGGUCUGUUGAGUAAGAAGGGGGCAUCUUAAUUGACUCUUAGCAUACAACUGUCUGCUCCCUUCACUCUUUGGGCUAAGGGGGAAGUAACCCCCGUGACACUCCCCACACCCCCCGCCUACAGAAACAAAAACUUCCGGGGCAAGUAACUGUAAUGUGGACCCAUCGUGUUUCCUGAGCCUGGCCCUGUGUGACUGUGGCCUGGUAUCACUGCUCAGAGCACCUCUGCGUGUCAUUUCACUGCAGCGAGUGGGUCUGCCAGCACAUCCCGUCAUAUCCCACCCAGGUAAGCCAAUAGCCUGGCCGGGACCAGUCACCGCUAAGCAAACUGAUUGUACAGAGCUUUAAAUAAACAGAAAAAUACAGUAUAAAUAUUGUCUUGUCAAUGCAGAGUUCUGCCAAACCUGCGUUUCUCAUCAGGAUCCAUGUCUCUCUCUCUCUCUUGUUGGGAGCUUAGAGUACUGCUGUGGAUUUGAAUGCCAAUCUGUUAAAGGCGAUUGCUGAUAAAUAUUUAUUGUAAAAAAUAAAUAUUGAAAAUAAAACUUCAGUAAAGAAUAAAAUUUUCCAAGCCUUUUA